AUGUCCCCUAUCCGCGUUGCCCUGAUCGGCCUCUCUGGUGCCACAGACUACGAAGGCACAGCUUGGGCAGCAAGUGCUCAUCUCCCAUUUCUGCAGCAAUCAGAGCAUUUCACUAUCGCGGCGUUGCUCAACUCAUCCGUCCAGUCAGCUCAGGCUGCUAUUGGAAAGUACAAUCUCCCAAAGGAUACCAAGGCGUAUGGCAAUCCACAAGACCUCGCCAAUGACCCCGAUAUCGACUUGGUUGUCUGCGUUGUCCGAGUCGACCGACAUUUCCAGACAGUGCGUCCCAGUCUGGAGGCCGGCAAAACGGUCUUUGUCGAGUGGCCCCUCGACCGCAAUCUAGACGUCGCAAAGGAAAUGGCUGCUUUGGCAGCUGCACACGACGCAAAAACUAUUGUCGGACUCCAGGCUUCAUACUCACCGGUUGUCCGCAAGCUGCGUCAGUUGGUGCACGAAGGAGCCAUUGGCCGGAUUCUGUCUAGCACCCUUCUAGUCUCGUGUGGGAACGAGGUGGCCGCCGAGAGUAAGAAUGUGCGAUACUUCCUCGAUAGAACGGUGGGAGGAAACCUCAUGAGUAUCCAUGUUGGACACUCCCUAGAAUCUGCGAUCUCCGUCCUAGGGGAGUUCAAAACCUUCACCAGCAGCUGUGCCAUUAGCCGUCCGCAGCUGGACAUUGUCAAUUACGCGGACGGGGGCAAGGUGCUCGAGAAAGCAGUGCGCAACACAGUUCCAGAUCAGAUUCUCAUUCAUGGCACGGCAGAGUCAGAUGCGUUCGUCACCAUAAACCUGUACGCAGGGAAGGAAAUGCCAGGCCUGCCGCGACUGGACUGGCGCAUUCAAGGGGAGAAAGGCUGGCUGCGAGUAACUUCACCUAUGGGGUUCCUCAAUGUCGGCACGCCAGAGACCAAGCUGGAGCUUUAUCGUACUGACACCGCGCAAGUCGAAGAGGUCAAAGUGGACGAAGACGAGUGGGAUUCUUUGCCGAUCCCUGCUCAAAAUAUUGCUCGACUGUAUGAGGCAUAUCGUAAAGAGGAGUGGUACCCUACAUUUGACUGGGCUUUGAGGAGACAUGAGUUGAUUGAUGGGAUGUGGAAGCGAUUUGACCAAGGGAUUCAGCUGUCCUAA
Aspergillus fischeri NRRL 181 is the source of this 1125-nucleotide messenger RNA. RefSeq lists its product as uncharacterized. Bases 1 to 1125 code for a protein of 374 amino acids. NCBI's taxonomy places the organism in Eukaryota, Fungi, Ascomycota, Eurotiomycetes, Eurotiales, Aspergillaceae. The record is from RefSeq and is a predicted model, not a curated record. The transcript is spliced from 3 exons. Gene Ontology annotation, molecular function: nucleotide binding.